This is a messenger RNA of Paramecium sonneborni, 1066 nucleotides long. The record is from the annotation of a GenBank genome assembly. NCBI's taxonomy places the organism in Eukaryota, Ciliophora, Oligohymenophorea, Peniculida, Parameciidae.
AUGUAUUAAUUAGUGUGGGAAUGGAGUAUUAAUUAAUUAAUAUGAAGAAUGCGAUGAUGGAAAUAAUUAUGGAGGAAAUGGAUGUUCUAAUUUGUGCAAAAUCGAAGAUUCUUAUCAAUGUAUGAAUUAAUAAGGCUUAUUAAGUUUAUGUACAUAUAUUCUAGCUCCUGAAUUUCAUUUGAAUAUUCUAUCUGAAACUACAAAUUAAAUUCAAAUUAUUGAAUUAAUGUUCACUUAAUACGUAAAAUUAAAAGAAACUCUAAAUUUAGAAGAUAUCAUAGUAUUUACUAUUUUCCAUCAAUUCGAUAUCAUUUAAUCACAAAAAGCAUUUUAAAUUUAACAAAUACCUUAGACAAUCCUAAAUAUUAAAUUUAAAUUGAAUUUAUGGAAUCUAUUUAAUAUCCUAUUUUACAAGUCGAAAUUCAAAAACAUAUUAUUUUUAAUCAAGAUGAAUUAAGUUUAUAGAAUCAUAAAAAACUAUCAAUCUUGGCACUCCAUUUGUGCUCCCAGAAACAACUAAAUAACAAGUAAUAUCUAUAGUUUAAUUAAAUGAUAUUAUGAUGUAUUCUUUGGCUGGAGUAUCAAGCUUGGCUUUGUUAACAGGUAAUCCAGCCAUUUUUUUUAAUUUAUUAGAGCUAUUAUAAUCAUUAUCUUACGUAAGAUAUAUGCAAUAUCAAUUUCCACCACAUUUGAGAUAUUUUUUAAAUACUUACACUAAAAUCUCUAUGCAACCUAUUUUUGAUUAUUUAUAGUUAGAUUAAUUAUUCGAAAAAUUAAGUGGAGGAGGUAAAUCAAAUCAAGUAACUAAUUAGAAGCAGGAAGACCAUAAUAUCAUUUUCAAUUAACCUUAUUUGUUCAAUGCUAAAAGUUGUUAUAUUUCUCUAUUUUCAUUUGCAUUAUUGUUAUGUUUUCUACUAUGAUGGCUUCAAAUUUGUGUAUAGAUUUAUUUUAAUUACUGUAAAAAGCAUAUGAUAAAUAUCUGUAAAAGAAAAUUAAACAAAAAAUUAAAGAGGAGAGAGAAUAAUUAAUUCCAACAAUUUUAAGGAUUUUAAGUUAAAAAUAAUGA